CCGCUAGCGCUCGCGCUUAAAACCGAAAAUAAACAACGUCCUCGGGCUGCGGCCUCGUGUCUGCCGGACCUGGCCCGGCCACACUUACCGGUCCGCAGCGACGCGCAGGCCCUGGCCCCCUGUACACUCAGCCGCUCUCCUCUGCGCGCUGUUCCCACCGGAGGAGCGCAGCGAACCGCUAGCGUUCAAAACGCCCGCGCGCGUCCUGAUUGGCGGGCCGGCCCAAGGCAGGCCUCGCGGAUCUUCUUUUUUCCUUCUUUUUAGAGCUGGAUUCGGAGCCGGAGAACCCUCACCGAGGGGCGUCAGGCGUAGACUGAGAGAACGGGGUCCCAAAAGUUAAGCAGAGCGAAAACAGAACGGCACACGAGACGUAGCCGGCCGGCCGCGAUAGGACGCGGCUACAGCUAGGGGGCGGGUGGUGCGCACGCGUCCCGCGGCGCUAGCUGUCACCGCGAUGGGUGGCGAGCGAAGCGAGCGGGAUCCGGAGCGUGCCCUGCGCGGGAGGCAGCGGGACCCCGGAUGCGACAGGCCCCGCGCGCGCCUCCCCCUGGGCGCCUCCGGGAAGCUUUCCCGCGCGACUGGGGACCGCGCGCAUGGGACACGGGGGCGCGCCUGAGGGCGGAGAUGGGCGUGGAGCGGAGAUGGGCCGGGGGCGGCGCGUGGGUCGCGAGGUGCCUCCUAGCCGAAGGGGCUGGGGGCGGCGCUUCUCACCUCGCUUGUCACAGUAAUGCCACUGCUGGGAGAGUUCGGCCGCAGGAGCAUGGGUCGCAGGUUCGUGGUCACUGUGAGGAUUCGGCGCACAGGGCGCUCACCCCAAGUGAGGGUUUUCUUGGUGCAGUUCCUGGGAUCCUCGCGACCCAGGUCAGCGAACGGCACACGAGGUUUCGUGGCCUUGGUGUUGAGGCCAGAGAGGAUCGCGCGGAGAGGGCCGCAGCCACAUCCUGGACCAGGUAGGAAAGGCCCUGCAACGCUGCACGCACAGGUGCUGUGGUUCCGCGUGCUUCUAUGCAUCUGCUCCACGAGGUAGAAGGAGGAUGUGUCCGGGUGGGGACUUUAGGUGGGGGAGGGGAGAGGUCGCUGUUCCACUUCGGCUUAGUUUCUUGGAGAUGGUGUUCUCUCUCUCACUCGGUGAGUCUGAAGGGGUCGGCUUCACGCUCCUCCUCAAUCCUACAAAAAGCCUAAGACUAUUUCCAAACCUACUUGCUUGUCUUAGAAAUGAGUGACUCCUACAUAUCCUCGUUAUAAGUUAGGAAACUGCAGGCGUAUUUGUGUGCACACACGCACACACACACACACACACACACACACACACACACACACACACUACCCUUUAGGUAAAGAGGUUUGUUUUCUAAAGCUCUUUAUUUCGCCCUGGGGUGCAGGAGGGGGAAAUACCUGUCUUGUUUUCUAAGGGUUUACUUAUUUCGCCCCCAUCCACCAGGGGUAGCAGAGGUGGGGGGGGAGGGAUGGAGGUAGGGGGAGAGAGAGAGAGAGAGAG
Rattus norvegicus (Norway rat) is the source of this 1498-nucleotide messenger RNA. Lineage: Eukaryota; Metazoa; Chordata; Mammalia; Rodentia; Muridae. The record is from RefSeq and is a predicted model, not a curated record.